This is a messenger RNA of Scutellospora calospora, 543 nucleotides long. NCBI's taxonomy places the organism in Eukaryota, Fungi, Glomeromycota, Glomeromycetes, Diversisporales, Gigasporaceae. The record is from the annotation of a GenBank genome assembly.
AUGUACACCAACCGAGGAAACCGAUUUUCAAAUCAACCUUCCGGAACACCUUGGAGACCAGUAACAAUUCGACCACCAGUACCAACCAACCCAAAUUUUGUAAAUGCCUUUCCAAACUAUGAAAGCGACAGUGAUAGUGAUAGGCCAAGACCUUAUAACGUGAUAUUUGAUAGUUCGUCAACAUCACCAGCACCAAGUUCUUCAAGUCCCUCACCACAAGAAACACCAGAAAUACAAAUACUUGGGAUAAAUGAUUCACCAAUUGCUAAUAUAGAAGAAAUAGAUGACUCUACAGGGAUUUAUCUAGAGUCAAUUAAUGCAGAAACCUCAGGGAUUGAACAAGAUAAUCAGGUAACAGCUAAUACAUUAGAAGAUCACGACGAUUACCGAGAUGAUGAAAAUGAAAAUGUUCAUCCAAACCAAGACCAAGUUGAAAAUGAUCCUUUAAAGCAAAAUAUUGCUUUAUUACGUCAAGCUGUUCUACAAUUAGAAGAUGAUGAAUGGCAAUUCAUACAACCCCAUAAUGACUUUACGAAAUUCUAA